GUGUGCGCCAAAACUGUCAAGAAGCGUAAAGGGAAAAUCGGAAAAUCCAAUCCGCUCGGCAGUCGUCGAUGUCAAUGUCGUUGCGUGUGGCCUGCUAACUAAAUUAAACAAAAAAGCGAAAAACUACAGAAAAUUGCCCACAACAAACAUAAAUUAGUUGACGAUUUAGUUAUUAUUUAAAUUGGUGAUUUAACAAUUGGCAGUGCAUGAAGUUAAUUGAAAUGAAAAAAAACCCCAAGGAAAACCAAGGAAAAAUGCAGUGCCCCAAAGUGUUGUGAGCCAAAUCAAUAAGAAAACAGUGAAAAUUCUUUUGGUAAUCGAAGGAGAAGAGGCGACCGCGACCGCGACCACGACCGCAACGAAGCUCGAAUGCAAAUUGCAUUAGACCCCAGCAGUAGCUUGGGGCCUUGCUGGCCCAGUUAAGCUGGCCCAAUCGAUGCGAAAACUUAUUAUGAAACAGCGGCAGGAAGGAGAGUGAAAGGAAAGGAAAAGUGGAAAGUGGAAAGUGUCAGGGAAAUGCGGAGAAGCUGCAGCCCCGCCGAGUAAACACAAACCCACAAAAUCGAUACUCGCGUGUACCUCUGUCUGGGCCAACCAAAAAAAAAAACUGGCAGCCCAAAAUGAAAGAAAUGUCAGUUUUUUGUUAACCAUUAUAGACUAGCGCACCCUGGCCAAGGUGGGAGGAGCCGGAAAACCCCCAAAAUGUGGAUCCCCCGAAUUGCAGUCAACCACUGGCUGUUGGUCACCACAGUUUUUUUGGCAUUGGCAAAAUUCGCUAUCACCGAUAAUUGUUUUCCAACCAUAUUCGGAUUUCUAACUUUCAUAUGGAUUCCGCAGGCCUCAGCCGAAUGUCAAACGCGUUCGAUAUACUGCUAUGAAUGUGAUUCCUGGACUGAUGCUCGUUGCAAGGACCCUUUCAACUAUACGGCUCUGCCCAGGGAUCAGCCUCCCUUGAUGACUUGCAACGGUUGCUGCGUUAAAAUGGUGCGGCAUCAGAGAUCACCGUACGAGGUGGUGCGACGCAUGUGUACGUCACAGUUACAGAUAAAUUUGUUUAUGGUCGAUCACGUUUGCAUGAUGGAAAGUUCAGGCAAUGGACAUAUGUGCUUUUGUGAGGAAGAUAUGUGCAAUUCUAGUAAAGAUUUACACACUAACGGUUGCCAGCUACAUCUCAUAACCAUCGCAGUGGCAAUGUCAUGGCUAAUGGGUCAACUGCUCAGCAGAUAGAAAGUGUUAGGCUCACCAUCCUUAGAGACCCACAAACAUACACACUCAGUACUCAAUUCAGAACUCAAAACACACACAACACCAAGAGUAUCCAACACACAACUCACUAUCUCUCUCUCCUUAUCCUUCUAACUCUAACUCUAUCUCUAUCUAAGCGUAUGAUUUGUAGCUUUAUUUGAUUUCAUUACGGUUACCGUUGCGAUUGAUUUGAGUUUGAAGCACAGUUUUUUUUCAAAGAACCUAAGGUAGUUUGAUCAGCACACCCGAAUCGAGAGCUCGAAUAGAUCCCGAUCCAAGGAAUGUGAAUGCAUACCAAAGCUUCCCCAGACCGAAGGCUUUCUCCUUUCUUACACACACACAAAAUCUACACACUUAAAUGAUACAUAAAUACACGUAAAGCCCAGCUUUGGAUGCACAGUCUUCUUGAGAAUCGAAUCGAAUCGAAUUGAACCGAAUCGUACUCGUAAUCGUACUCGUACUCGUACUCGGUAUUUGAAUUGCAUGUUGUUGAUGCUAAAGCUGAAGCAUGUAGCGCUUAAGUAGGACUCGUAGUGAUUAUUAAAUUUUGAUUUUGUUGUUACUUACAUUUGUAAAAGCCACCCUCUUGACCAGAGGGAUAUACCAAAAAAAAAAAUAAUAAUCGAAGCCAGUAAUCGAUUCACACUUUAAUAAGUUUUUAGACAUACAUACAUAUAACAAGAAAAUCCCUAUUUAAAUCAUAUGUAAACUUGGAAUAACUCGACACUCUGUAAAUAUCGCCAGACUAGUUUUCAAUAUCAUCCAAAAGUAUUUGCAGUAACCAAGUGAAACAUUUGCUCAUCUUGUUUAUUCCAAAGUCGGAAGCGAACUUCAUAAACGCCCUAGAACGUUGUUUUACUUUGUUGUUUAUAAUACAAGUAUGUAUCCUAGAUUUUAGUCAUUAAGCAUUGCAAACACUCGGUUCUUGCUUGGACCUAGAAAGCAAAAACAAAAAAAAAAAAGAAAUAACAUCAAGAAUUAAACGUAGAUCCCACAUCAUAUCACGUAAUCGAAGCAACAAUGAGACCGAUCGAUCUUAGUGUAGUUAGCCUCAUAGAAACCGCCGCCACCAGCACCAAACUGUAUAAAGUACCGAUCACCCUGGUCCCUUUGGUUUAUGUUCAACAAGUGAUAACUAGCUUGUAAGUAGAAGAGAUCCCCCGAUCCUCAUCCUGAUUCCCAAUCCGCACCCCAUGGUCCACUAAAUCCCCCCAUUAUGAAAUUGAAAUUGACUCAAUUCUCAUUCAUGCUAGUGAUAGUUUUAAAACGAAUCGAAUCGAAUCGGAACUUAUAGCUUACAUAGAUUAUGAUUUACAUUUUUGAAUUCGAAUUUGAAUCAAUAUUAAACAUUAAUUAAUAAUGGUUAUGAUUAUCAUCUCGACUAGAGUAUUCGACUUGAAGUUUUGUAUUUUAAGCAUAAAACUUUUCAUUUGUAAAAUUAAAAAAAAAAAAAAAGAUUGGCUAAUAAAAAAAAAACAACCAUUUUUUACCAUAUACCAUAUUGUAUAUCUUUAGCAAAAUUUACUAUCAACCUUUGCCGUUUUUUAAACAACAUUUUUAGCUUCAAUUUGCUUUAUCUACUUGCUACUAUUCACUUUUAAUCAACUUUCCAACAUUCGUGCACCUUUGCCCACGCAUUUGUAAAAUAUUUACCCCCUAGACUUGGCUUUAGUUUGAAAACUGCUUUACGAAAAUACAUUAAAAAAAAAAUAGAGUAUCCAUUUCCGUCCAGCCGGGGAGCAUGUGACCUAGUUCCGUUGCUUUUGGGCCCAGGUAAGUCACUAGCUGAUGAAAAAAGUUUAAAAAAACUAUUACUACCAAAAAAAAAAAAUUCAAAAGUCAAGUACAGUUGCGCACCGUUUCCUUAGUUCGCUCUCUUGCCUCGCUCGUAGAAUGGAUGGGGUAUCGGAUUUUAGCCGGCCUAUCUCGGUGGUAUUCACCUCACUCACACACUCCCAAAAGUAUCUCUAAGUCCUGCUCCCUCCCGGCCCCUCCCGGCCCCACUUGCCCACUCCCGUACACUUAGCGAAAAUCCCUUUGCAAUGUUAACACCAUUCGUUUUUGUGUUUGAUUUGUUUAGUUUGUUGCUUUCCUGGUAUGUUGGUUUGUUCAAUAAACAGAUAAACUUAUAUACUUAACCACAAAUAUAUAUCUAACCGAUUUUGGUUUGUGAAUGUUGACAAUAUUCUUAUAACCAGUAUUUGAUUGAUUGAUUGACGGUUGAUGCGUUUCAAAGUUUAUUAACAAUACAAAAUAAUACGAAACAAUACAGGCAACCAAGUUGAAAACACACACAGAUUUUUAGUGCAAAAGAAUACUAUUAUUUUAAUUUAGUACUUUUUGUAGAUCCAACCACCUAUCUAGCGCCAACAUUUUCUCUAUAUAUUUCUCUUUCUCUCUCUGUCUUUCUUUCUAUCUGAUCUGUUUAACAAUCUAUCAUUCUAUCUAACAACUCUGAUUUUUCCAAUAUUUUUACUAAACUUUCAAUCAAAACAAAAAGAAAAUUAACAAAAACUGAAACCACAUAGAACUCCUUCACUAGAGACACCAUCUGUAGCAUAUUUAUGAGGGAAAAUCACAAAUAACAAAGACACGAAAUACACUAAAUGUUAGCGAAAUAUAUACUGAAAUAGUUACUGAAUUUAGCGAAGCACCUAGUAACAAUCGUACCACUCAUGAAUAUUAUAUAACCUAUGGUGAAUUUUUACUACUUGUAGGCGCGUGUUUUUCCAAAAACUAUAAAAAACUAUGAAACUCUAAUUGAACUCGUUUUUGAAGAGCCCAUUGAAAAGUAGGGCCUAAGCUCCAUAUCCAUAGAUUCCUCACAAUACAAAAAGCACUAAAUUAAUAUCAAAGACUUUACCAAUAUAGCCAAAGUGCUAAUUAAUCGAAAUAUUGGUAUUGGUUGUUGAAUAUUGCAAAUACGAAAAGAAUCAGACAGACACGAUGAAACCAAACAAAAAAGAUCAGAAGAUAACACAAGACCAACUCUCUAGAAAAAUCAGUAAUCGCUUUCAAAUUAUUAUUUUUUAUUUAUUCAUUUAGAUAAUUCUGAAUUUUUCUUAUUAUGGCCAACUACAAAAAUUGUACUUCAUUUAUUUAUUAACAUUUCUCGCUAAACAUUAUUGACGGUCCCUGAAAUAUUCAAAAUUCAAAUUUUCCCGCUCAAAACUAUGUUAUUUUCAAUUUAACAGAUCUUUUCCUUCUGUUAAAUUUUUACAGUACAUGUAUUGUGGCUCCACCUAACGGGCAACAAAGUUGAUAAAUUAACAUAGUUUUUUUUUAAAGCGAAAAACUGUCUUUUUGAUUUAAAAAAGACAGAAAUAAUUUAAAGCACUAAGCCAUUUUUUGUUUACAUAAUAAUUUAAACUUUAUUGUAAGAUAUUUCAUUUAUUUUCAUUAUAAUGAGCACUGCAGUGCUCCCCAUUCACCGCCCACUUCCCAACCGCCUCAAACCUCCCUCCACAAAACGAAAAAGGUGCUUUUUCACAUACGACACCACUGUCUGACUUAGAUUUUUCAUCAUGUACGCCAUCGCAGCCAUUUAUCAGAGGUCGUUAUGCCGCGACAGCCGUUCCACAAUUGCAAUAUAUAUUAUUAACUUUAAGCCAGACCCCUAGCCGGGGGGCGUGGCAAUUGUGGACGGCAGGCGCGCGUCAUUGCCGAGCAUCUGAAACUUCGAGGGUGAAAAAAAAAGAAAAACCAAGAGCACCGCCUGUUUCCCGCGAAAAUUCGCUUUUGGCCACAGGCGGUCGCCGUCCCACCUGUAAUUGUGAACGUCCUUGCGGCAAUCCUCCCAAGAAAAAAAUGCGAAACCCCAUGAAAUGGAGCUGCAGCUGAGAAUACCGUUGGAGGAUCGGCGUGGGAAAACCCAAAAAAGGCUUCUUCUGCUUGAAAGCUUCCUUUUUUUGUCAGCCGGUGCUUCCAAACUCGCUUUGCUGGACAAAAAAACAAAACAACUAUAUUACAAAUUUCAUAAUCAAACGCUUUAUCCAACCAGCAUACUCCCAGAAAUUGUUAAAAAUUCAAAUUACCAAAUUAUCGACAAUAUUUCAAUUGUAUUCCAAUGAAGGCAAGUCAACGAGCACCUUUAAAAACUAUGAAAACAUUGUAACUAGCAAAUAAACAACGUUAAGCAAAUCAAGCAGAGCGAAAUGCGAACAAGCCUUGUACGAGAUUAUAAUAAAGAAAAGCAUUUAAACGAA
Messenger RNA from Drosophila bipectinata, 5450 nucleotides. The record is from RefSeq and is a predicted model, not a curated record. Lineage: Eukaryota; Metazoa; Arthropoda; Insecta; Diptera; Drosophilidae.